AUGGAAAGAUUUCAGCCUUGGACUGUAAUCAAGAAUAGCAGAGAGAUAUCUUCAGCAAGUAAUAUUUUAGAUGUUGUGUCUAAUAAUGAUGGAGAGACAAUUCCGUCAUUUGAAGUACAACGAAAGUUAAAAUCGUUUCAAAUAAACCCAACAAGUUGGCUUCAGAAUUUGCAAAAGAAAGGGUAUGGAAAGCCAUAUAAAUGGCUUCAAAAAAUGUGUUACAUAAGAGUUAAUGGCAUUCAAAAUUGGGAAGAGCAAAAAACUCUUAAUGUUAUAUCCAACGUUAUUAAUAAAAUAAAAAAGCUUUGGCAAUGCAGAUUAAUACUUUUUACCCAAUUAAAAGCUAUUGUAAAUAAUAAAAUAUUUUUAUAUACUGAAAAUGAAAAAUUACCUCCGGGUGAACCGUCGUGCAGUUUAGUGAAAUGGACAUCUAUUGACCAAGAAGACUAUUAUGCUUCAUUUGUAGACAAAACUAAUCAAGAUUCUGAUGUAAAAGAUUCCAAUUCAUUCUAUCGCGCAUUAAUUGUUAAAGGGUCAGCUAAAAUGGAAUGCCUUAUUAGCUUACCCCUGAAAUUCCCCUUCGAAAGUCCUCUAUGGUCAAUAAAUAUAUCUUGGAAUGGUCAACAUAAUGCAACCAAUAAUUCAGCCAUAAAGCUUAUGGAAUACUGGACCAAUUCUCUGUGCCAAGAACAACUUAAUAAUGAAAUGGCUAUGUUAUCUAUGCAACUUUUACGAACAAUGUAUAGUUUUGAUAUAUUUUUGGAAACGGAAGGACAAUUUUAUGAUCCUAAGGAAUAUAAAAAGGAAAAACAUUAUAAUAGAUCAUUUUCAAAACGUAUACGAGCUCGACCGUACCGUUAUAUAGGAGAUUCAUUCAAACAAUAAAUUUUAUAAUAAAGAGUCAAUAUUACAUACACAACUACAAUAUACUA
Molecule: messenger RNA, 932 nt
Organism: Teleopsis dalmanni
Lineage: Eukaryota; Metazoa; Arthropoda; Insecta; Diptera; Diopsidae
Gene: thoc5
Product: THO complex subunit 5
Exons: 4
Coding region: 1-885 (294 amino acids)
Biological process (GO): mRNA export from nucleus; positive regulation of DNA-templated transcription, elongation
Cellular component (GO): THO complex part of transcription export complex
Molecular function (GO): mRNA binding
Source: RefSeq, a predicted model, not a curated record